Messenger RNA from Oncorhynchus mykiss (rainbow trout), 720 nucleotides. The record is from RefSeq and is a predicted model, not a curated record. NCBI's taxonomy places the organism in Eukaryota, Metazoa, Chordata, Actinopteri, Salmoniformes, Salmonidae.
UGGAUGUGUUCUUCACAUUGAUGUUGGUCCUAUGAAGGUGUUCAUAGUAAAGGAUGAGUUUUUUUCCCCAGAGAAUGAGGGUGAUCUUCAGAAGGCUCUAGGUGUGGUUCUGGAUCUCCUGGACUACUCCAGUUGGAGGAGCAACUUGGAUGUCUGGAACCAUUUGAUGAACAUCAUCAAGAGACUGAGGAUGAAAAAACAAUGGCUGAAGAUUUUUGCAGAGGAGAUGGGGUACAGAAAGGACUGGUGGCUAGCAAUACACUUCUCAACAUUCCAGGCCAGGAAAGAUUUGGCAGAGAAUAGAGAGCUACUGGAAGUGAAGAGCUUUGUUGUUGGAGCCUUUUGUCCUCACUAUGCCUCCAUGUACUGCGGUGUUGGUAAGGCAGCCCGAAAAGGAGUAACUUCUGAUGCUCGAAAGGCUAAGAGGAAUCCUAAACCGCUAAAAAAUAUAAGAAGGCUCAGGAGAGAAAGGGGACAGCAAAGCCAAGACUGACCUUGAGGAAGCUCCUGGAAUGCCACCAGGCACAGUGGCGAGAACAAACAUUUUGAAAAUUUGUGAAGAGCUUCUACCAUUGCCAAGAUCGGCAGGCAUGACCACCUCAUACAGUCAUCAGGUCAGACACUCUCCCCUUCCAUGACAGGUGUCCCAACUUCAUUAUUUUUCUUGUCUAGAAUGUUCUUGGUUAUCUGCAUACAGUAGUUGCAGCCACGAUGACCAUU